CUGCGCAUGAGCGGGGACGCGCAGGGAGAGGAGUGGGACUGGGAGCAGCUGUGGCAAAUGUUCCACCAGUCCAGCAAUCUCGAGAAGAAAAGACAAUUUACGGCUGAAGAAAACACUUUGACGCGCUCUCUGGGCGAAAUCGAGUGGGUAGACGCGUGUCGGGUGUCCGCGGUCAACUGCGAAGCGUUAAAAAGUAGCAGAUCGGCGCGGUUUCUGAACUCACUGCAAACAAAAUAACAAGCCCGAAAGACUGACAAUAAAGCCCACAACUGACACCAGCCUGAACCAGGGCCUCGAUACACCAUCAUAUCAUCUACUCGGACAUUCACCCCGCAUCAUUUUACAAAACCCCUGCUUGUUUUUGUGAAACUCGGGAAACAAUGAAGACCUGAACUCAUGUGCUAGCCGCUGAGUGUGUGUGUGUGUGUGUGUGAUAGAGAGAGCUCUUCUCUGUUCUCCAGGAAACUUUCUCCCGUCGCUUUAAAAGCCUGGAAGCAGAAGAAGCUUUAGCAGACUUGGGGAAGAAGCUUAGGCUGUCUUCUUGAUUUCUGCAUGGAGGUGAGGGGCGAGGACCGGGGAUCGGACGGCAGCAGAGGCCCCGACUCGACCCACUUUCCUCUUUACAGCAAACCCGCGCGAGUGCGGGUCCCUGUCCCGGAUCCUGAAAUGAUGAUUUACCCGAGUGCCGGAGGCGAAGAGCUCGCGGGGAGAGCCGCUGCGGCCACCGGCUGCGAGUCUCCCUCAUCGGACGGACCGGGUAGCAGCCGGAUGUCGCCCACUGACGGGCCGACGGUCUUCCCACCUUUACCGCCCCCACCGCCGUCUGGACUCGGGGGGCAGGGGAGUGUGGAUGAAAGCGAUCAACAGGAUGGGCCAGAAUAUGAGGAAGAGGAGGUUGUUUUCCCCCUCUCAGCACCGCCCACCAACCAAUGGUACCAUGGAAUGUUGGACCGAACCAUUGCUGAAGAGCGAUUGCGUCAGGCUCGGACACCGGGCAGUUACCUCAUCAGAGAGAGCGACCGCCGGCCUGGCUCCUUUGUACUGUCCUUUCUCAGCGUGACCAGUGUGGUCAAUCACUUCAGGAUCAUUGCGAUGUGUGGAGAUUACUACAUUGGUGGACGACGCUUCUCGUCCCUGUCAGACCUCAUUGGUUAUUACAGCUAUGUGUCUUGCCUACUGAAAGGUGAAAAACUGUCGUCCCCAGUAGCUCCCCCUGAGCCAGUGGAGGACCGGCGACGAGUGAGGGCCAUACUUCCAUAUACCAAAGUGCCAGAAACUGACGAAAUCAGUUUUCUAAAAGGAGACAUGUUUAUCGUUCACAAUGAACUGGAAGAUGGUUGGAUGUGGGUGACCAAUGUUCGGACAGAAGAACAAGGCCUUAUCGUAGAUGAUCUUGUGGAGGAGGUGGGUCGUGAAGAGGAUCCCCAUGAGGGAAAAAUCUGGUACCACAGGAAGAUCAGCAAACAAGAGGCCUACAACCUGCUAUUGACAGUUGGUCAGGUCUGCAGUUUUCUCGUCAGGCCCUCAGACAACACACCGGGCGAUUACUCCCUCUUCUUUCGUACCAAUGAGAACAUCCAAAGGUUCAAGAUUAGCCCCACUCCCAACAAUCAGUACAUGAUGGGAGGACGCUACUAUAACAGUGUUGACGAUAUCAUCGAACGUUACCGAAAAGAGCAGAUUGUGGAGGGCUACACCUUGAAAGAUCCUGUCCCAGUCCAGCAAAAAGAGCAAGUUCUCUCCGACUUGGUUGAUGGCAGAGAAAUAUAUAACACUAUUCGACGGAAAACAAAAGAUGCUUUCUACAAAAACAUCGUCAAGAAAGGAUAUCUUCUCUUCAACAAAGGUAAAGGCAAGCGCUGGAAACACUUGUACUUCAUCCUGGAGGGCAACGAUGCUCAUCUCAUUUACUUUGAGAGUGAGAAACGAGCCACCAAACCCAAAGGAUUGAUCGAUCUGAGCGUCUGCUCCGUGUACGGGGUCCAUGACAGUCUGUUUGGCAGGCCAAACUGUUUCCAGAUUGUGGUUCAGCACUUUAGCGAGGAGCAGUACAUUUUCUACUUUGCAGGUGAAACACCUGAACAGGCACAGGACUGGAUGAAAUGCCUUCAGACAUUCUGCAAUAAUCUUCGAAAACCCUUACAGACUACAUACAACAAGCGGUUGCGUCAGGUUAGCAGUUUAGUCCUGUAUGUGGAAGAAGCUCACAAACUUCCCAUCAAACACUUCACCAACCCAUACUGCAUCAUCUCGCUGAACAGCGUGCAGGUGGCCAGGACUCAUCCAAGAGAAGGACAAAACCCAGUGUUCACUGAGGAGUUCAUCUUCGAUGACCUGUCGUGCGACAUCAACAGAUUUGAAAUAAGCUUAAGCAACAAGUCCAAGAAAAGCAAAGAAAGUGACAUCUUGUUCAUGCGUUGCCAGCUGAGCAAGCUGCAGAGGGGCCAGAUGAUCGAUGAGUGGUUUCCUCUGAGCUCCUAUGUGCCGCUGAAGGGAAUUGAGCCCGGCUCUUUGCGUGUAAGAGUGCGAUACUCUAUGGAGAAGAUCAUGCCUGAGGAAGAAUACAGUGAAUUCAAAGAGCUGAUCCUGCAGAGAGACUAUCAUGUGAUCUAUGCAUUGGCGCACGUGUGUGGUCAGGACCGCACUCUGCUGGCCAGCAUUCUGCUACGCAUCUUAAGACACGAGCGAGCGGAAGCCCUGCUGCUGAGGACACUGAACGACAGAGAAAUUAAUAUGGAGGAUGAGGCAACGACGCUGUUUCGUGCCACCACUCUGGCCAGUACAUUGAUGGAGCAGUACAUGAAGGCCACGGCUACACCUUUCGUCCACCACGCUCUUAAAGACACCAUACUGAAGAUUAUGGAGAGCAAGCAGUCCUGUGAGUUGAACCCGUCUAAACUGGAGAAGAACGAGGAUGUUAACCUGAAUCUGGCUCAUUUACUCAACAUCCUGUCAGAGCUAGUGGAGAAGAUAUUCAUGGCUGCUGAGAUCUUGCCUCCGACCCUGAGGUACAUUUAUGGCUGUCUUCAGAAGUCAGUGCAGCAGAAAUGGCCGACCAACACUACAAUGAGGACCCGAGUCGUGAGUGGUUUCGUCUUCCUGAGACUCAUCUGUCCUGCCAUCCUCAGCCCCAGAAUGUUCAACAUCAUCGCUGACCCUCCAUCCUCCACAGCAGGCCGGACACUCACCCUGGUAGCAAAGUCUGUGCAGAACUUGGCCAAUCUGGUGGAGUUUGGUGCCAAGGAGCCCUACAUGGAGGGAGUCAAUCCUUUCAUCAAGAACAACAAACAAAGGAUGAUCAUGUUUCUGGAUGAGCUGGGGAAUGUUCCUGAUCUCCCCGAAUCCACCGAGCACUUUAGGACUGAUCUGUCCCGUGACCUUGCUGCCCUGCACGAGAUCUGUGCUACUCAUUCGGAUGAACUCCGCACCCUCAGCAACGAGAGAGGAGCACAGCAGCACGCGCUGAAGAAGCUGCUGGCCAUCACCGAGCUCCUCCAGCAGAAACAGGUGCAAUAUGCCAUGUCCAACAGCAGCAGGUAGUUCCACCUCCGUCUUUCUGUUUGUCAGUUUGUCUCCGUCUUCAUGGAGUAGCCAAUGGGACCCCCAGCAUGUUCCACCCUCAUCCUCCCCUCAUGUCAGAUCCCAUCCUCCCCAUAUUUCCCAUUCGUCUCAUUGCCUGUGCCACAAGAACUAUGCAAACUACAGCUACGAAACAAAAACGGCUGGACACCAAUGACUUUAUAAUCACGCGCUCGGGUUUGGCGACUCUCAGUAUCAUGGGUACAUAUCAAGCUAGCAGACACCUUCAGGUCUGCAGAAUGAUGGUUGUAAACACAGAUUGCCAAAGUGUAUCUCUUCAUCUGCUUGGUCCGAAACUGAACUGACACAAAGCUGCGACCGUUCUUUCUCUAUAACUGGAUUAUGAGCUAAAUGCUUUUUAUACUGUAAUUUGUUACUGAUUUACAUGGCUAUGAAUAUGCUAAAUGUGCUGAGACUAGUGUCCCCUUUUCCCGCCUGUUCUGUUUACUUCCAAUUGUGCCGUAGACUGGAUUUAGUAUUGUUGUUUUUCUUUUCAUCAUCCUCAGAGAGUAUGAUUUUUAUAUCCGUACAAUAAAUUCUCUUGCUGGAAUCAUGAGUAUAGAAUUUGAGGUAACCGUAUUUGUUUUCCAUAUUGUACAAUAUGUUUGAUUGGUUCGGUCUUCUUCCCUGAGACGAUUUCAAAGCCAAGAUAAGUUCUCAGGAGAAAUGUCGAUGGUAAAAUUGAAAAAGAAAAAAGUUUACAGCAGUAAAAUUGAUUAUAGUAAAGAUUGUACCAGGAAUGCAUGCACUUAUUAAACAUGUUUUAUAAAGUUCUGACUGGCUUAUGUCUCAGAUCAGCUCGUCAAUGCAGCUUUUAAUAAGUAAAUAACAAGAUGGCUGUUGUGCUACUCUGAAAAUAUUCUAGUGUUUGUCUACAUUUUCAGUUCUUGGUUUUGAAUAAAGGACCAUUAUUAUGGUUAUAGACUGCA
Molecule: messenger RNA, 4508 nt
Organism: Danio aesculapii
Lineage: Eukaryota; Metazoa; Chordata; Actinopteri; Cypriniformes; Danionidae
Gene: rasa1a
Product: RAS p21 protein activator (GTPase activating protein) 1a
Exons: 25
Coding region: 553-3540 (995 amino acids)
Biological process (GO): regulation of GTPase activity
Molecular function (GO): protein binding
Source: RefSeq, a predicted model, not a curated record